Drosophila busckii is the source of this 1018-nucleotide messenger RNA. RefSeq names its product thioredoxin domain-containing protein. The coding region runs from base 47 to 961 and encodes 304 amino acids. NCBI's taxonomy places the organism in Eukaryota, Metazoa, Arthropoda, Insecta, Diptera, Drosophilidae. The transcript has a single exon. The record is from RefSeq and is a predicted model, not a curated record.
GUUAAAAGUUGCCGCUGCGACAGAACUUUGUAAUUUGGUAACAAAAAUGUGGACUUACCAGUUGAUUGGCGCCGUCUGCCUAGGAUUGCUAGCUAUCUGCAGUGCACAAAUCGAUCGCGUUGAUGAUUCCGAUCUGAUUCACCUAUUGACCGGUCAAGGCGACGUGGUCACUUUGUUCACCAAAAACAGAUGCGUGGAAUGCGAGAAAUAUGAAGAAGCUGUUGCGAAGGCCCAGCAUGAGCUUAAGGAAACGCUGGGUGCCACUGUGGUCAAGGCAGAAAACAGUAAUUUAAUUCAUAUUUACGAUCCAAGCCUAGAGCCGGCUUUGUUGUAUUUCAGACGAGGCAUUCCUAUACUCUACUAUGGUGACGUCAACGAGGAGGAAAUAGUCCACUUCUUCAACGAUAACCGCGAGCCGUCUGUUAAGGAACUGUCUGAUGAAACUUUUGAGCACCUGACACAAGCCUCGACUGGCGCCACAACUGGAGACUGGUUCGUGUUCUUCUAUACCGCCGAGUGUGUACUUUGCCAGCGCUUGUAUGCUGUAUGGGAAGCUGUUGGAGGCAGACUUAAGCGCCAAAUGAAUGUAGCACGCAUCAAUGCCCAGGGCGCCGGUGUGACCACAGCAAAACGUUUUAAAAUUAUGGAAUCCCAAGAGCCAGCUUUAAUAUUCCUGCGACAAGGCAAGCUGUAUCGUUAUCAGUCCAAGGAUUACACGCCCAAGGCUUUUAUUGAAUUCGCUGAGAGCGGCUACGCAAAACAAACUCAUCCAGAAGCAGUGCCGCCAUUAGCUGGUAUGAUGGAUGAUAUCUCCCUUGCACGCAUCUCUGAGUAUUUGAGAGGACUCGACACGAUCCCUCUGGCACUUAUGGGUAGCUUAACAUUAGUAUUGCUAUUAUUAAUUGUCAAAAAAUGUUGUAAGGCACCAGAAAAACAGCCAAAAACAAAAAAGAACAAAUAGUUCGUGUAGAAACACGCAACAUUCCAAGAAACAAAUUAUACUUUCUUUAAAUUUAUA